Aspergillus steynii IBT 23096 is the source of this 1640-nucleotide messenger RNA. RefSeq names its product Gfo/Idh/MocA family protein. Bases 362 to 1639 code for a protein of 425 amino acids. The record is from RefSeq and is a predicted model, not a curated record. The transcript has a single exon. Gene Ontology annotation, molecular function: nucleotide binding. Lineage: Eukaryota; Fungi; Ascomycota; Eurotiomycetes; Eurotiales; Aspergillaceae.
GUCUUCCACCUCCACCCCUGCCGGCCUACCCCCGGUUAUAUAGAAGCCUCCGGAUUGAAAUCCCCCGACCAUCAACUUGGGCGAGAAUAGGCUGUAGGGUAAAUAGAAGCGGCAUCCAUCUGCUUCUGAUCGGCACGUAUCUCUGGGGUUUACCCCCACGUCCCCCAGAUUCCCCCGCAUUGAGAGUCCUCGUUGUGAUUGAUGGAAAAACGGCGACACUUGGCUGUCAUCCGUCAAGGAUGCGAUCUGCAUCUCGGGCCAAAGCAGCCCGACCACGCUUAUAUACACGCCACGGAGCUUGUCGUGCCUGGCGUUGCCGUGCUUCUUGGGUGAGCCGAUCCGCUUCCUGUUCGCAGUCAACAUGAAGAAAUACGCCAUCGUCGGCACCGGCGGCCGCGCCAUCUUCUUCUACUCGGCUCUCGUCAGCGACUUUGCCUCCACGGCACAGCUGGUGGCUUUUUGCGACAGCAAUUCCACUCGCAUGGCCUAUGCAAACUCGCGCCUAGAGGUACUUGGUCACUCCGUCGUUCCGACAUAUCUCGCGGGCGAUUUCGACCGCAUGAUCCGGGAGACUAAACCGGAUGAGAUUAUUGUCACUACCAUCGAUCGCACCCACAACGACUACAUCGUGCGAGCCCUGGACCUAGGAUGUAAUGUCAUCACCGAGAAGCCGAUGACUAUCGACGCUGCGCGAUGCCGACAGAUUCUCGACGCCGUCGACCGGACCGGAGGGCGCGUGCGCGUCACCUUUAACUAUCGUUACGCGCCGCACAACACCAAGAUCUACGAGCUGCUCUCGUCGGGCGCGAUCGGCCAGGUGAACUCGGUGCAUUUCGAAUGGAUGCUCAACACGUCGCAUGGCGCCGAUUACUUCCGGCGCUGGCAUCGGGACAAACGGAACAGCGGCGGCCUCCUGGUGCACAAGUCCACGCAUCACUUCGACCUGAUCAACUUCUGGCUGCAGAGCCACCCCGAGACGGUCGUCGCCAUGGGGGACCUGCGGUUCUAUGGGAAGGAGAACGCCGAGAAGCGCGGAGUCACAAAAUUCUACUCGCGCGCCCACGGCAGCCAAAACGCCCGCGACGAUCCGUUCGCUUUGCACCUGGACCAGAAUGAACAACUGAAGGCUAUGUACCUGGACGCCGAGAGGGAUGACGAAUACUACCGGGACCAGAGCGUGUUCGGCGACGGCAUCAGCAUUGAGGACACGAUGGGCGUCAUGGUGCGGUAUCGGUCGGGUGCCGUGCUGACCUAUAGUCUGACCGCGUAUGCCCCUUGGGAGGGCUUCCGGGUCUGCUUCAACGGCAGCCAGGGACGCCUAGAGGUGGAGGUGGUUGAGCAGUCGUAUGUCAACUCGGGGGGCGAGCAGUCGCUAGAAGGCGCCCUCGAGAGUCGGACCAUCCUGCUUCGUCCUAUGUUUGGGAAGCCGGUCGAGAUCGAGGUACCGCACGGCUCGGGAGGUCAUGGCGGAGGCGAUCCGCAGCUGUUGAAUGAUCUGUUUGGCGAUGCACCGGUGGAUCAGUGGCGUCGAGCUGCAACGCAUAUUGACGGGGCGCGUUCGAUCCUGACCGGCAUCGCGGCGAACCUCUCGAUGCAGAGAGGAGAUGUUGUUCGGGUGGACGAUGUCUUGAAGAUUUAGA